AUGGCACGAGUGAAUUAUCUCAUUGGUGCUCUAUCACUCCACAUAAUUUUGUCAUUAUGUAUUAGCAAAUUGUGCAGUGCUUCUGAUCUUAAAAUUUCAAGAUCUUUUCCUGCCAUUCUUAUUUUCGGUGAUUCUACUGUAGAUACUGGAAAUAACAACUUCAUUUCCACAAUUUUCAAGGCAAAUUACUCUCCAUAUGGCAAAGAUUUUCCUGGUCAUAUGGCUACUGGAAGGUUUAGUAAUGGAAAACUCAUUCCGGACAUGGUAGCUUCUAGAUUGGGGAUAAAGGAGCUUGUUCCUCCAUUUUUGGAUCCAAAAUUGUCGAAUGAUGACGUGAAAACAGGAGUUAGUUUUGCAUCUGCUGGCACAGGGUUUGAUGAUCUAACUGCUACAAUAUCCAAAGUUAUUCCUGUGAUGAAGCAAAUUGAUCUUUUCAAGAACUACACUAAAAGGCUUCAAAGGAUUGUGGGCGUGGAUGAAAGUAAGAAGAUUAUUGGUAGCGCUUUGGUUAUUAUUUCUGCAGGAACUAAUGAUUUGAACAUCAAUUUCUACGACAUUCCCACAAGGAAACUACAGUACAAUAUUAGCGGUUACCAAGAUUUCAUACUGAAUAGACUACAAAGCUUUAUCAAGGAAAUUUACCAGCUCGGAUGUCGCAAUAUAGUGGUUGCUGGCCUCCCUCCGGUUGGUUGUCUUCCCAUUCAAGAGACUGUAUCAUUUGAAAAUCCCCUACAUCGAAUAUGUUUGGAAGAUCAAAACUCGGACUCCAAAUCCUAUAAUCAGAAGCUUUCAAAGUUGUUGAGCAAUCUACAACCGCAGCUACCUGGAAGCACAAUGUUGUAUGCUGACAUUUACACCCCUCUCAUCGACAUGAUCAAUAAUCCUCGCCAAUAUGGUUUUGAGCAUACGAACACAGGUUGUUGUGGAACUGGAUUGGCAGAAGCAGGACCUCUAUGUAAUGCCCUAACCCCAACGUGUGAAGAUCCAUCAAAGUACAUAUUUUGGGAUAGCAUCCAUCCGACUGAAUCAGUCUACAAGUCCAUCACUGAAUCGCUUCUCAAACAAUUUUUCUGA
Messenger RNA from Cucurbita pepo subsp. pepo (vegetable marrow), 1074 nucleotides. The record is from RefSeq and is a predicted model, not a curated record. NCBI's taxonomy places the organism in Eukaryota, Viridiplantae, Streptophyta, Magnoliopsida, Cucurbitales, Cucurbitaceae.